Messenger RNA from Colletotrichum abscissum, 807 nucleotides. RefSeq names its product SIS domain-containing protein. Gene Ontology annotation, molecular function: carbohydrate derivative binding. Gene Ontology annotation, biological process: carbohydrate derivative metabolic process. The coding region runs from base 1 to 807 and encodes 268 amino acids. The transcript has a single exon. Lineage: Eukaryota; Fungi; Ascomycota; Sordariomycetes; Glomerellales; Glomerellaceae. The record is from RefSeq and is a predicted model, not a curated record.
AUGGUUCCUCCUCGCUCUGGAUCUGCUAUGGGCAUGCGCAGCCGCGGCCCCGUAGAGCUCAACGUCAACCUCGCCAAAUCAUAUGAGAUUCGCGGCCCCAAGUCACCCAUGCCCAGAUCUCCUCUCCGCGACGUCACCCACGAGGACCGCAGGGCCUCAUCAUCAUACGAAGACCGGCUCGAUGGCGCCAUCCACGUCCUCCGCACUGAGGCAAACGCCCUCAUGGCCCUUACUCAGCUCUACUCCUCCGAGCGCGUCUGCCGCGACGGCUUCUACCGCUCCGUUGAUGCUCUUGUCCGCCACCGCGAUCACCGCGGCAAGGUCGUCUUCAUCGGCGUCGGCAAGUCUGGCUGGAUUGCGAAGAAGCUCACUGCCACCUUCAGCAGCUUGGGUCUCCCCGCCGUCUUCCUUCACCCCACUGAGGCCCUCCACGGUGACCUGGGCAUUGUGGGAGAGUACGACACCCUCAUCAUGAUCACCUUCUCCGGCAAGACCCCCGAGCUCAUGCUCCUCCUGCCUCACCUCAACAAGAAGUGCCCUCUCAUCCUCCUCACUUCACCCACCAGCAUGGAGACAUGCGAGAUCGCAAAGGCCCGCCCUGAUCUCAUCCUCCUCCCUGCUCCCAUCCCCGAGUCUGAGAAGGAUACCUUUGGCGUCUCUGCGCCUACCACUUCUACGACCAUGGCCAUUGCCAUGGGCGAUGCCUUGGCGUAUGUUGCUUCAAAGGAGAUGUACUCAUCGGUAUCAUCAGUCUUUGCAAAGAACCACCCUGGUGGCGCCAUUGGCCAGGCUUUCAAGACAAAAUAA